Molecule: messenger RNA, 1663 nt
Organism: Cyanistes caeruleus (blue tit)
Lineage: Eukaryota; Metazoa; Chordata; Aves; Passeriformes; Paridae
Product: claudin-17-like
Cellular component (GO): membrane; bicellular tight junction
Molecular function (GO): structural molecule activity
Source: RefSeq, a predicted model, not a curated record
CCUCUUUCUGUGGAUUUAGCUUUGGCUUUGAUGGUGUUGUGUAGGUACCUAAAGCUAUAUUAAAUUAUUACCAUCAAAGGCAAUGUCUGAUAUUUCCAAAUAUCAGACAACAACACAGAGUCCACAAGCCGAAAACAAAACCCGGAACAAGUCUUUCUCCAGCAGCACUUCUAGGGGCUUUUAUUGUCUUUGGUGGGCCAAUUUUUUUUAGCUUGUAUUUUGUACCUGGUUCAAGAGCUGGAGUAAGUUGAGCAGCAGCAAUCCCUGGGCAGCCUGGGGAGGAUCAGCCUCUGGAAUGUGUCUGCCCAGGGAUCUGCAGGCUGGGCUGUGGCUUUGUGAGAGGAACUCGGGAUUUGGGCGUUGUUGCACAUCCUUCCCACAUUUGGAAAUGUCGUUUGGGGUCGAACCAUUGCCCCCAGCCGCCCUGGGUCACCUGGCCACGAUUACCUGUGUGGAACAGGAUGACAACACUUUGCUUCUCCCUCUCCUGGAGGAUUAUCUCCUAACUGUGCCUUUGCUCCUGCAUCCAGGGCAGGAGCGGAGCGGCUCAGCCACUUCUUUGCUCUGUUACCCUUGUGCAUUUUGGAGCUGGUAGAGGGAAGCUUUGAUGUUGGUGGGAAUACUUGACUUUCCUGUACCUGUCUGAUAUCAUGAUUAGGCUUUUGUAGUUGAUCAAAAUGAGAAAUCUGCAUUAAAGGGCUACAUCAAGUACCUGUUGGCUUGAUUUAAAUGAAAAUGAUAAUCAGUUGCUUUCCCAAGGCUGCAGCACUUAGAAAAUGAGCCCCACUCAAGCCUCAAGUUCAGCCUUUGUUGUAAGAACAGCUGUAAUGACCCAUUUUAAACAAUAUUUUAGCAGAUGGAAGUUCAGGCUUUCUGUACUGGAUUUCAACAGAGUUGCAAUCUUGCAGUUAAGAAAUUGUUAGCCCUGCAAUUAGGCACCUUUAAUUGAAUCCCUGCCACUCGCUUAAUUAUAGCAGCACUUCAGACUGGCUAUGAGGAGCAGUGAAAUCAGCCCUGCCACACCUCUCCCAGACUGCCAUUGGCCACAGACUUGUCGGGCUUGAUGGGCUGCACUGAGAGGAUUUCAAAGCAAAUAAAUAGCAGGGUCUUGGAGCAGCCAGGAAUGGAUUUCCACCUGUUUGAACUCCGGGCUGGAGCGAGCCUCGGCCCACAAACCCAACCUGUCUCCUCAGGAAGCUGCUAGAGCAGAAGUUCCCCAUCCCAGCGUCCAGUACCUGUGCGAGUGACUUUGGCACCGAAUGGCUUUGGCACCGAGUGACUUUGUAAGUGGAUUUGGCACCGAGUGACUUUGUAAGUGGCCUUGGUGGCCCCAGGCAGGAGCUGGAGCAGCUCUGGGAGCAGCAGCAUGGAUUGCUGCGUGCUCCAGAUCACCGGGCUCAUUUUUGGCGGCGUGGGCAUGGUGGGCACCUUGGCGGCCACGGCCAUGCCCCAGUGGAGGGUCUCGGCCUACGUGGACGGCAACAUCGUGGUGUUUGAGACCAUCUGGGAGGGGCUGUGGAUGGACUGCAUCAGCCAGCUGGGCCUCAGGCUGCAGUGCAAGUUCUACGACUCGGUGCUGGCGCUGCCGCCGCCGCUCGAGGCCUUGCGGGCCUUGAUGUGCCUGGCCGUGGGGCUGGCCGUGCUCUCCUUCCUCACGGCCGUG